UGUCCUCGGUGUGUUUCGGGUGUUAACGGUCGGUGUGUUCAAAUGUUGGGCCGCUGCUCCUCCUGCAGACUGAAGUGAAGCAGAGAAAACUGGGAAACCGACGAUAGGAGCUUCUAACCGGAGAGAGGAAGCGGGAUGACGGUGCUGCAGGAACCUGUCCAGGCUGCAGUGUGGCAGGCACUGAACCACUAUGCCUACCUGGACGCCGUUUUUCUUGCUGAGAGACUUUACGCUGAAGUGAGGUCAGAGGAAGCCCUCUACCUGUUGGCCACCUGUUAUUACCGCUCGGGGAAGCCCUACAAAGCCUACCGGCUGCUGAAGGCUCACAGCUGCUCGACGCCACAAGUCCGCUUCCUGCUGGCCAAAUGCUGCGUGGAGCUCAGCAAGCUGGCAGAAGGAGAACAGGUCCUGAUUGGUGGAGUGUUGAACAAACAGAAGAGUCAGGAUGACAUCAUCACAGAGUUUGGAGACUCCGCCUCCUUCACGCUGUCAUUAUUGGGGCACAUUUACUGUAAGACAGAUCGUGUUGCUAAGGGAGCUGAGUGUUUCCAGAAAAGUUUAACUCUCAAUCCGUUCCUGUGGUCGCCUUUCCAGAACCUCUGUCACCUAGGAGAAAAACCAGAUCCAGAUCAGGUCUUCAGGUUGUCCUCUCUACAGAACUCCUCUAUAGCCCCGCCCCCUCCAUCUGUUAGUCCAGCACAAAACCCUUCACAUCGCCUAGACACCGCCCUGAUGGAGACGCCACAGGACACAUUAGAGUUAAACCGUUUGAAUUUAGAGUCUUCUAAUGGAAAGCUGACUUCUGAUUUGUCGGUUUCCUACAUCGACUCCUCCCUCAUCUCCCCGGAGACCGGCUCUCUAUUAGGUAACACGGUUUCCAUGGCGUCUGCUGGCUCCUUAUUGGCUAAACAGAAUAAACCUAAGAGUGGUCGGAGUUUACUGGGAGGACCUGCUGCUCUUAGCCCUUUAACGCCCAGUUUUGGCAUUCUGCCCCUGGAGCCCAGCCCAGGAGACCCCACAUAUCUACAGAACUAUUCAGCGACGAUGGAAACACAGACUACAGCACCAAACAAGAAGUCUGUCUCCAGGAUCAGCCAGUCAAAGUCCGUCUUCAGUCAGAGCGGAAACAGCAGGGACGUCCUCCCCAUCCCCUUCAACCAAUCACAGACCACUGCUCCUCACACCAGUGGUUCCCCUCAGGUUCUCAGUCCCAGUAUGUCCGGUCCUCCCAAUGUUCAGCCCAGAAGAAGCUCCAGACUGUUUACAAGUGCCAGCUCUACUGCCAAGGAGAACAGUAAAAAGUUAAAGAUGAAGUUUCCAACAAAGAUCCCAAACAGGAAAACAAAAUGUAAAUCAGCCAAGACGUCAAAUAGCAGCAACCUGAACGAGAGCCUUGACAUCCUGAGACUGGACUCCAGUCUGAGUCUGCCGGACACCAGGAUCCCCCAGUACCAACGGGCUGCUGCUGACAGUGUGAUGGCAUUGCUACGGGAACUUGGCCGUGGUUACCAAGCGCUGUGCUCUUAUAACUGCAGAGAAGCCAUCAACAUCCUGACGUCCCUCCCUCCGCAGCACUACAACACAGGCUGGGUCCUCACGCACAUCGGCAGGGCGUACUUUGAGCUGGCCGAGUACACACAGGCAGAGCGUCUCUUCAGCGAGGUUCGCAGGAUCGAGUCAUACAGAGUUGAAGGGAUGGAAAUUUAUUCAACGACGCUGUGGCACCUACAGAAAGACGUCGCCCUCUCUGCCCUGUCCAAAGACCUCACUGACAUGGACAAGAACUGUCCCGAGGCCUGGUGUGUAGCAGGAAACUGUUUCAGUCUGCAGAGGGAGCAUGACAUCGCCAUCAAGUUCUUCCAGAGAGCCAUCCAGGUUGACCCAGGUUUUGCGUACGCCUACACGUUGCUGGGUCAUGAGUUUGUGCUGACCGAGGAGUUAGACCGAGCUCUUGCCUGCUUUCGUAACGCCAUCAGAGUCAACAACAGACACUACAACGCAUGGUACGGUCUGGGGAUGAUCUACUACAAACAGGAGAAGUUCAACUUGGCUGAAAUCCACUUUAAAAAAGCUUUGAGCAUCAACCCUCAGAGCUCUGUGCUGCUAUGUCACAUUGGAGUGGUUCAACAUGCCUUAAAGAAGUCUGAUGCAGCUUUAGAGACCUUAAACAGAGCGAUCGGCAUUGACCCCAAAAACCCACUCUGCAAGUUUCACAGAGCGUCCAUCCUGUUUGCCAACGACAAGUACAAGGCUGCCUUGCAGGAGCUUGAGGAGUUGAAGCAGAUCGUUCCCAAAGAGUCCCUGGUUUACUUCCUCAUAGGAAAGGUGUAUAAGAAGCUGGGCCAGACUCACUUGGCUCUGAUGAACUUCAGCUGGGCCAUGGACCUGGACCCAAAAGGAGCAAACAACCAGAUCAAAGAAGCCAUCGAUAAGAGAUACCUGCCUGAGGACGAAGCGGCGGAGGUGGACGACAGUCAGGACAGCAGCAUCAUGACGGACGCCGACGACACGCAGCUCCACACUGCUGAAAGCGAUGAUGUCCUUUAACCCCGCCCUUCCGUCUCACCCCUCACCUUGCUUGAACCAAGCCCCUCCCCUCUCUGAAGACUUGGAGGAGUAUUGUUGCUAGGCAACAUUCAGAUCUUUGGUUUUUGCUCCACCCUUUUCUGUUCUCUGAUGGCUGAAACAGACUGCUGCUGCCCUUAAGCCCCGCCCCCAGCCUCUCUGACAUCACAGCUGUUUUUUAUGUUCUUUUUAUCAUCGUUAUGGAAAUAAACAAUAAAACAUGUAAGCCCCGCC
Molecule: messenger RNA, 2799 nt
Organism: Cheilinus undulatus (humphead wrasse)
Lineage: Eukaryota; Metazoa; Chordata; Actinopteri; Labriformes; Labridae
Gene: cdc27
Product: cell division cycle 27
Exons: 20
Coding region: 136-2547 (803 amino acids)
Biological process (GO): cell division
Molecular function (GO): protein binding
Source: RefSeq, a predicted model, not a curated record